This is a messenger RNA of Bacillus rossius redtenbacheri, 4475 nucleotides long. RefSeq names its product neprilysin-4-like. Gene Ontology annotation, molecular function: metalloendopeptidase activity. NCBI's taxonomy places the organism in Eukaryota, Metazoa, Arthropoda, Insecta, Phasmatodea, Bacillidae. Gene Ontology annotation, cellular component: plasma membrane. The record is from RefSeq and is a predicted model, not a curated record. The transcript is spliced from 20 exons. Gene Ontology annotation, biological process: protein processing. The coding region runs from base 428 to 3388 and encodes 986 amino acids.
GGCGACGCGUCGCGGCGAACGUGCGAAGGCGUCGGUUCCUUGACGGCGGCGCGCUCGGUAAACCUUUCAUGUGCUAUUCGCGAGACGUUUGCUGAAACAUACACAUGUUGUACAUUUUGUUGCAAUGAUGCAAGUAAAAUAGUGUUUAUUUUCUGACGCCCAGCCGCGGGAAUUGCGCUCUUAAGUGCGCGCCGAGUGUCCAGUUUUGCACCAGUGCCUCUUUGAGCUGAGAGCUGCCUCGUCGCCAGGCUCCAUAAGUUCAGCUGGUUGGACUCUGGACCAGUGAGAGAGACCAUCAACAGAAGAAGCUUCGAAUCACAGGCUACGCAGUUGAGUCAUCUCGCAAGUCACCAGACAAUUUACAGGCGGCAUUUUCCCGACCAAGCAGAGGACUGUGGAAGCGAGCUUAAAGAGUCGCCGCGGCACGAUGAACCUGAUUCCUGAGCCAGGACACAGGGGCAAGGGCAGGUGUCGUCUGUGUCCCCGGUGCUGUCGCCUGGCCGCCUCCCGCCAGACCGGCAGAGUGAGGUGGUGUGUGAUCGACGAAGCCAAGAAUUACCGCUACAGGAAGCUGAGGUUUCUGCCUUUACUUCCUGUGGUACUUCUGCCUGUGUUCCUACUGGCCGCGUCCAUCAAUCACCACUUGAAAGAUCACCCGCAGCAACAUUCACUCACGCCACUUCCUGCUUCCGGAGAAGUCGGGCCAGCGCUGGACCGAGAGGCGAGCGAGCUGGACGAGCACCACGCCGACACAGACGCGCAGACCAGCUUCGUGCCGCCGACUCGCGACUUUCGCCUCUACAGCCGCAGCAAGCGGGGCUGGGACGACUCUGCGCCGUGGGAAACCUACCAGGGGAACAAGACCAGCGACGUGAUCAUAUGGAGUGCUGUGACGUCACGCGGCGACAGUGGGGCCCGUCUCGGCCCGCUCAUGACCGAGCUGCUGAGAGGACUCAACCUGUCGGCGAGUGGCAGCCCUGGGUCGGCCGACCAGCGGAACGCACUAGAAGACUCCGGUUGGACCAUUUGGCCCCAAGCUAAUGAGAGUUCAACGUUUCGUGUGGAAAACAAUUCUACUGCAUUUGAAGACAAUUCUACCAGUUUGAAGUUUGAAAAUGAAGACGAACUGGUUGAAAAUGUUACAUCUUCAGAAGAUGUGGAACGCGAAUGGCGGCUUUUCAUAGAUGCUACACAAAGUCCGCCUGCUACGACAGAGCCUAUGGCAAGCUACAAGAGCGAAGUUUCUUCACAGUUAAACAAAGAAAAUGAACUAGAAGACAAACUGAGUCGGAAAAUUUUUGGGGCUACAUCUGCUGACGAAGAAAAUAUAAGGGCUAUUCAAGGGGAAAUAAUGAACAGCUACAUAGACUACACCACCGACCCUUGCGAGGACUUCUACCAGUACGCGUGCGGCAACUGGGAGUCGCAGAACCCCAUCCCCAAGGACAAGUCGGUGUACGACACGUUCGAGAUCCUCCGAGAGUCGCUGGACCUGCUGCUCAAGGACGUGCUGGAGGACAGCUCGAGCUCGGAGGUUGCUCGGCCAGGAGACGGCGACCAAGUCGAUGCCAUCUCCAAGGCGAGGAACUUGUACAAAUCGUGCAUGAACGAAAUUUUGAGCCACCCUGUGCGCGCAGCCGUGCUGGCGGAGAGGGGCGCGAGGCCGCUGCUCGACCUGCUGCGCCACCUGGGCGGCUGGCCGGUGCUGGAGGAGUCCUGGGACCCGGCGGGCUUCGACUGGCUGCAGCUGAUGGCUCGCCUCCGGCUCUACAACAACGACAUCCUGGUGGGCCAGUGGGUGGCGCCCGACAUCAAGCACUCGGACGAGUACGUCAUCCAGUUCGACCAAACGAGCCUCGGACUUCAAACGAGGGAUUACUACUUGGAACCUUUCGGUGUCAAAUAUCUUGACGCCUACAAGAAUUUCAUCAUCGACAUCGCCACAAAACUUGGUGCUUCACUGGAACAAGCAGCCACGGACGCUUACGACAUCGUCGCGUUUGAAACACAGCUGGCGCAGAUAAUGAGCUCUCCGGAGGAUAGGCGGAACAUAACAGCAAUGUACCAGAGGAUCAGCUUGAACGAGCUGUGCCAACUGGUGCCUUCCAUCGACUGGGAGCGCUACCUGGAGAUUGUGCUGCAGAGGCCGGUCAACAAGUCCGAUCCGGUGGUGGUCUUUGGGGAGACGUAUCUCCACGACCUCGUGGGUCUGCUGUCACGCACCUCAAACAGGACCGUCGCCAACUACCUGCUGUGGAGGUUCGUGCGCCACCGCACCAGCAACCUGGACGACCGCUUCCUGGAGGCCAAGCAGCGCUUCUUCCUGGUGCUGUUCGGGCGCGAGGAGUCACCGCCGCGCUGGAAGAACUGCGUCAACCACGUCAACACCAACAUGGGCAUGGCGGUGGGCGCCAUGUUCGUGCGCAAGUACUUCGACGAGAGCAGCAAGAACGAGACCCUUCAGUUGACAAGAGAAAUAAUGCAAUCUUUUAAAGAAAUUCUAAACGAGACCAGCUGGCUUGACGAGGAAACAAAAAAAUUUGCAGCGCAGAAAGCAGAAGCCAUGAUGCUGAAAAUUGGCUACCCGGAUUUUAUUUUGAGUUCAGGUGAACUCAACGAGCGCUACAGAGAGUUGGUAAUAAACCCCGACGAGUAUUUCGAGAACACGCUGAGUGUCCUGCAGUUCCUGGCGAAAGCGGAAAUGAACCGUCUGGGCUCCACCGUCAACAAGACUCUGUGGAACGCCCCACCCGCCUUCAUCAACGCUUUCUACAGCCGCAACAAGAACCAGAUAAUGUUCCCAGCGGGCAUCCUGCAGCCGCCCUUCUACCACCACCGCUUCCCGCCCAGCCUCAACUACGGCGGCAUCGGCGUGGUCAUCGGCCACGAGAUCACGCACGGCUUCGACGACAAGGGCCGCCUGUUCGACAAGGACGGCAACAUGCACCGCUGGUGGGGCGACCAGGCGGUGCAGGCGUUCAACCAGCGCAUCCAGUGCCUCAUCGAUCAGUACAGUCGGUACUCGAUGAAAGAUGUUGAUGUCCACAUCGACGGAACCAACACGCAAGGCGAAAACAUCGCCGACAACGGCGGUAUCAAACAGGCUUACAAGGCGUACCAGAGCCGGCUGCGUCAGAGCGGCGGGAAGGGGGACUAUCUGCCGGGCGUGAACGCGACCGGCGCGCAGCUGUUCUUCCUGAACUUCGCGCAGGUGUGGUGCGGCGCUAGCCGGCCCGAAGUGACGCGCAGCAAGCUGAAGAACGCGUCUCACUCGCCGGGCAAGUUCAGAGUCAUUGGUACGCUGUCAAAUUCCAGAGAAUUUGCCUCAGCGUUUGGAUGUGCAGAAAACUCACCAAUGAACCCUGCCAAAAAGUGUGAAGUAUGGUGAAGAAGAUUGUAUUAGGCCUACAUGCUCGGAUAGUCUGAGAAAAGUGUAUAAAAACUUCCGUGAUUUAUAACGUCCUGUGACAAAGGAAUGACUGAUAUAACUAACAAUUUUAGAUAAUUACUAUCUAAAUAUGAACAUAUUUUUUCACAUGCAAUUUUUUGGUAAUGUAGGCCUAGAUAGUCUACAGUAUUUAUUACAUGGGUAAAGUGCUAGCAUAAGCCUACACUGUUGAGGGUAAGAGAGAGACACUGACUGAAAGACACCACCUUAGUUUCAACAAAUUUAUGACCAUAAUAAUUUUCUUUAGUUUGAUGACACUAAUAUAUACCUAACUUAGUGUAAUUUUUUAAGAUGAUACUGACUGCCUGCUACAAUUGACAGUUCCCCAUGUAAAGUUAUUGGAAUUUAAUAUAAAAUUAGUUAUUUAGAAUAAAUACAACUAUAAUAAUACUCUAACUAGACACUGCAUUAUAAUAUCUGUAAAUAUUUUAAUGUAUGAUCUCAAUUUUAGCUAAAUAAAUUUUUUAUAUUAAACCAUAAAAAAUUGUUUCGUUAUAAAAACUGUUGAAAUAAUACUGGUGUCUAUUGGUUUUAAACCCUCCCCCUUAAAUUCUGGAAGUUUUAUUGAAAUAACUACAUUUAAUAUCAUGAAACUAAUAUUUUAUAUUACUCAAUAUUAUAACAUUUUUAUUUAGAUAAAAAUAAAUAUUAAUGUGAUUUAUUUGUAUUAUUUUAAAAUAGGUUAGUGAACCAAACAAAUUAUUAGUGUUAUGAAGAGAGCUUGUUCUGUAUUGAAUUAGUGUUUUAAGAAUUGUUUUUAUAUGAUGUUAACUAUACACAUAUCACUGUAUUACGGUAGCAAAAAAAAACUAUAGCUCCUUUUUUAUAUUGUGCCGUUAUGAAAUGUUAAAGAGCAUUUGUUACUGUGUUGUUUUACUUAUCCAGUCUGUUAUAACAAAUACCUCAAGUUUCAACUAAUACUUAAACUUGUGAUUUUAUCCCAAUGUUUGAGUACUAUCUCAUAUGUUAUUUUGUAUAAUGGUGCACGAUUGCAGUAGAUAAUGUAUGUAAAUAAAUAGAAAACAAA